AUGUCGCGGCACCGCGCGGUGCGCAACUUGAAUCUAGACGAAGAGUUAAACGAGGACUACGGAAAUGAGUACGAUGCCAUAGACGAUCUGUCGCCCGAGGACCAGGAAGCGAUGGAUGUGGCUUUGGCCACCGUGCAAAGCACCUUGGGCGAGCCCGAUGAGUGUGGCGUCACGGAGCGUCGCAUGCGCGAGGUGCUGUGGGACACAUACUUUGAUGCAUCAUCGGCAGUGACGCAGCUGCUGGAAGAAAAACAGCGGAACGAGGCACAGGCACGCAAGCGCGCAGACAUCACGGUCCCAGGGACAGGCACACGUCAGAGGGAACAGUCGCCAGUGGGCGCUACGGGACCUGCACCCAUGUCGGAGCUGCUCCGGCAGAGUGCACAGAAGCGCGGUGCGUCAGGCGCUGCGCCGAACAAGGCCCUCCAAAAGCUGCAAGCCUAUCGCGAGCGCAAAAAGGCGCUGGCAACACAGGGUGUUCAGCAGCCGCUCAUCUCCCACGCCCAAAAGCCUGACAUAGGCACGGCGCAGCAGAGCGCCCAGUCACCUACACCGCCACCACCUGCGCAGCCCGCCGUGGAGCGUUCCAAGACACCCUCGGGCGCCCGCAUCGACACCCUCUUUCCUCACACGGCAUGCCCCGCGCCACCUUCUCGCUUCGGCCAACUUGUACAGUCGCGCCCAUCAAAGCAGCGUGCAUCUGCGUGCAGCGUGCUUGCGAAGCAAAGCGAGGCGGACGUGGAACGCUUGCGUGCUGUGUUCAGUGAGCUCAGUCCCGACGACCGUGUUCUGCAAGCACGCGCCGGCACACGCCUAGUCGACUAA
This is a messenger RNA of Malassezia restricta, 825 nucleotides long. Its product is annotated as elongation factor. Bases 1 to 825 code for a protein of 274 amino acids. The record is from RefSeq and is a predicted model, not a curated record. The transcript is spliced from 2 exons. NCBI's taxonomy places the organism in Eukaryota, Fungi, Basidiomycota, Malasseziomycetes, Malasseziales, Malasseziaceae.